Messenger RNA from Oryza brachyantha (malo sina), 2185 nucleotides. Its product is annotated as DEAD-box ATP-dependent RNA helicase 52A-like. NCBI's taxonomy places the organism in Eukaryota, Viridiplantae, Streptophyta, Magnoliopsida, Poales, Poaceae. The record is from RefSeq and is a predicted model, not a curated record. Gene Ontology annotation, cellular component: nucleus. Gene Ontology annotation, molecular function: ATP binding; RNA helicase activity; RNA binding. The transcript has 6 exons. Bases 6 to 1814 code for a protein of 602 amino acids.
GCGAGAUGGCGGCAGCGGCGGCGGUGGAGAAUGCGGUGGAGGCCGGCGGCGACCUGGAUGGUGGUGCGUGGUCCACCGUCUCCCGCUCCUCCUACUCCUCGACGGCCGUCGGCGGCGGGGUGGUGGCAGCGGAGAAGGUGGCGGAGGUCGCCGAGGGGCUGGCGGGGCUCGAGAUCGGGGACCGGAGGCUGGACAAGUACGACAUCCCGGUGGAGGUGAGCGGCGAGGGGGUGCCCCCGCCCGCGGUGGGGUUCGAGGGGGCCGGGCUGGUGGAGGCCGUGCUGCGGAACGUGGCGAGGUGCGGGUACGAGAGCCCCACGCCGGUGCAGCGGUACGCGAUACCGAUCGCGCUGGCCGGCAGGGACCUGAUGGCGUGCGCGCAGACGGGGUCCGGGAAGACGGCUGCGUUCUGCCUCCCCGUGGUGAGCGGCCUUCUCGCGGCGGGAGGGAGCGGGAUCGGGCCCCGGGAGAGGUCGUCGUUCAACCGCGCCGCCGCGAAGCCGCGCGCUCUCGUGCUCGCGCCCACGAGGGAGCUCGCCGCGCAGAUUAAUGAGGAGGCCAAGAAGUUCUCUUUACAAACUGGACUCAGAGUUGUUGUGGCCUAUGGAGGAACUCCAAUGUAUAACCAGCUGCGUGAUCUAGAGAGGGGCGCUGAUAUUCUCGUUGCUACACCUGGUCGCCUUGUGGACAUGGUUGAAAGAUCAAGAUUGUCUCUUGAGGCAAUCAAGUACCUGGUAAUGGAUGAGGCUGACAGGAUGUUGGAUAUGGGUUUUGAGCCUCAGAUAAGGAUGAUUGUUGAAAGGAUGAACAUGCCAAGAAAGCCUAUGAGACAAACUAUGCUUUUCAGUGCAACCUUCCCACCAGAGAUACAGAGACUGGCUUUGGACUUUUUGUCAAACUACAUAUUUAUCACUGUUGGGAGAGUGGGGUCGAGUACUGACCUAAUUAUGCAGAAAGUCGAACUCCUCUCUGAUGGAGAGAAACGAGGCUACCUGCUUGAUCUUUUGCAGAGGCAAUCUGUCGGUGUGGCUAACAGUAAGCAACCUCUAACGUUGGUAUUUGUGGAGACAAAACGGGAGGCUGACUCACUGCGUUACUGGUUGUACAGCAAAGGUUUCCCUACAACAUCAAUCCAUGGUGGCAGGACACAGCAGGAGAGGGAGAGUGCACUGAGAUCCUUUAAGACUGGCCACACUCCUAUAAUGGUCGCAACUGAUGUAGCCUCACGGGGCCUGGACGUCCCAAACGUUGCUCAUGUGAUCAACUACGAUCUUCCCAAGAGCAUAGAGGACUAUGUCCACAGGAUCGGAAGGACUGGGAGAGCUGGGAUGGCUGGAUCGGCCACCGCUUUCUUCACUGAGUCUGACCACUCCCUGGCGAAGGGCUUGCUCGAGCUGAUGACCGAGGCAAAGCAGGACGUGCCUGAUUGGCUUGUGCAGUAUGCCGCGAGGCCACACCAUGGAGGCUCAAGCUGCGGUGGAAGAGCACGGAGGUCCGGUGGCUCUGGCGGCAGGGAUUUUCGUCAGGGCAGUGACUAUCCUGACUACACUGGCGGUGGUGACAGCUACUCACGUGGUGGCAGCUUCUCAGGCGGUCGUGGUGGCAGCGGUCGUGGUGAUCGCGGUGGCCGCGGCUACUCAGGUGGCGGUCGUGGUGAUCGCGGCGGCGGCUACUCAGGCGGCGGUCGAGGUGAUCGCGGCGGCGGCGGCGGCUACUCGGGUGGAGACUCCUACAGAGGAAGUGCUCCACCCCCGCGUUACUACCCUUCUUACCCGAUGGGCACUGCCGACAUCAACGCCUCCGGCUGGAACUAAGCCGGGAUCGCAUGGCGUCGUCCAAACUUCUCGGUGCACAUACCGUAUAUACUAAAACCACCAUACCCAUGUUACCUAGUAGAGGGACCAAAAUGGAGUGGACGCACCUUGGUCUCUGCUGCGCUUUUGCCUUGUUGAUCCUGUCUCCGCGUGUUUGAUAUACCUAGAUCUAUUGGCUUUACCUCGUUGGUGCACAGUGGCAAGUGGCCCUGUUGGGAAGUUGGGGUUUUGGUUUUGGCAAGGGUGUGUUGGCUGUGACAUUGAGAUGAUCAGGCUCCACUUGGUGCUUAAACUUGUUGGUUUUUGUUAUUGAUAGUGGCUGCUGAUCGAUACUGCUAUAUUUACGGAUGUUUAAGGGGAAAGGACCAAUU